AUGAACUUCCUUUUCAACUUCCUCCUCCUCUCCAUCAUGGCCUUCCUAGCCGCAGCAGCACCACUGCGCCCUCAGUCACCACCUGACUCCCACUCGGCAUUGACCAGGGGCGAGGAUGCCAGUUUCACAACCGCCGCCGUCGCCGCCGUAAUAGAUGCAGCAAAAUCUACUACCUCUACAACAUGGAACGAUAAUGAUGACGGUGAGGUCUCACAAGGUGACGAAGACGAGGACACGUGGGAAGCUGAGGAGGCACAUGUAAAUAACGACUCGGAUCCUUGGGACCACGAUACCUUUAUUGCUGAGCCGUCGACCUAG
This is a messenger RNA of Pestalotiopsis fici W106-1, 318 nucleotides long. RefSeq lists its product as uncharacterized. NCBI's taxonomy places the organism in Eukaryota, Fungi, Ascomycota, Sordariomycetes, Amphisphaeriales, Sporocadaceae. Bases 1 to 318 code for a protein of 105 amino acids. The record is from RefSeq and is a predicted model, not a curated record. The transcript has a single exon.